This is a messenger RNA of Gasterosteus aculeatus aculeatus (three-spined stickleback), 4135 nucleotides long. RefSeq lists its product as uncharacterized. The record is from RefSeq and is a predicted model, not a curated record. Gene Ontology annotation, molecular function: DNA-binding transcription factor activity, RNA polymerase II-specific; RNA polymerase II transcription regulatory region sequence-specific DNA binding. Gene Ontology annotation, cellular component: nucleus. Lineage: Eukaryota; Metazoa; Chordata; Actinopteri; Perciformes; Gasterosteidae. Gene Ontology annotation, biological process: regulation of transcription by RNA polymerase II.
AUACAGAGCAGAGUACACAAUACUACUGCAAUAUUUCAUCUGAUAAUACUGUAGCCUGUACUUAAGACUCUACUACCGGUACUUUUUCAUCACUUCAGUCAGUACUUCUAAUCCUGAAACAACCACAACUGUGCUUAAAUACAGCUACUACAAUUAUAAGCUGUAGUAGUUUCACUAGUAGGAUAAUAUCCACUACUACUACUACUACUACUACUACUACUACCAACCGGUAAAACAUUAACAUGUCCACUAACACAGUAUCUGCUGCUACUACAACGUUGAUUCUGUCAUUAGCACGCCGCUACUACUACUAGUACUAGACCUCAUAGUACUACUACCAACCAGUACUACCACAAUACAAUAUAGUACUAGGCCAUCACCAGUACCACUACCAACCAGUACUAUUAUAUACUGACUACGUCCAGUGUACAGUAGUACUGGUUUCUACUGUCUCUCUACUGGUUUCUACUCUCUCCUGGUCUCUUUUGGUUUCUACAUUGUACUGGUUUCUACUGUUUUACUCUAAUGGUUUCUACUCUCUCUACUGGUCUCUACUGGUUUCUACUCUCUCUACUGGUCUCUACUGGUUUCUACUGCUUUUACUCUACUGGUUUCUAGUCUCUCUACUGUUUCUAUUCCCUACUGGUCUGUACUGGUUUCUAGUCUCUCUACUGUUUCUAUUCCCUACUGGUCUCUACUGGGUUCUAGUCUCUCUACUGUUUCUAUUCCCUACUGGUCUCUACUGGGUUCUAGUCUCUCUACUGUUUCUAUUCCCUACUGGUCUCUACUGGGUUCUAGUCUCUCUACUGUUUCUAUUCCCUACUGGUUUCUACUCUCUCUACUGGUUUCUAUUUCCUACUGGUCUCUACUCUCUCUACUGGUUUCUACUGCUUUUACUCUACUGGUUUCUACUCUCUCUACUGGUUUCUAUUCCCUACUAGUCUCUACUGGUUUCUGCUCUCUCUACUGGGUUCUAUUCCCUACUGGUCUCUACUGGUUUCUAUUCCCUAUUGGUCUCUACUGGUUUCUGCUCUCUCUACUGGUUUCUAUUCCCUACUGGUCUCUACUGGUUUCUGCUCUCUCUACUGGGUUCUAUUCCCUACUGGUCUCUACUGGAUUCUGCUCUCUCUACUGGUUUCUAUUCCCUACUGGUCUCUACUGGUUUCUAUUCCCUACUGGUCUCUACUGGUUUCUGCUCUCUCUACUGGGUUCUAUUCCCUACUGGUCUCUACUGGUUUCUGCUCUCUCUACUGGUUUCUAUUCCCUACUGGUCUCUACUGGUUUCUACUGAUCCCUCUGACACGUGGGCAGCUGUAUUAUGAGCGGAAGUCUCAAGACCCGCACACACAGGGUCUCAAGACCCUGUGUGGUUCGCGAGCACGGGCGCGUGCGCGUGGGUUCACGCGUGUCCUGCCCUCGUGCUGUGAUCCGUCGCGUGGACACACACACGCACACACACACGCACAUUGCAUCGCCCUCUCCCACGCACGCGCACGCAGACCGGGAGGAGGAGGCGGGACCUCCUGACCGACCCGUCCUCCUCCGGGAAGAAGCGGAUCGCCUCCGUGUCCGUUCACACCGCGAGGAGCCGCCGGGUGAUAAUGUGACAAAAGAAGAGGAGACAUGGAGGAGAUCUACGGUCUCUGUGCCCCGGACUGCACCACCUCCUCCUCCUCCGCCUCCUCCGCCGCCCCCCGCCGCCGCCACCUGCCCUCCCGGUACCGGUCAAUGAGAGGCAGCAACUGUAAAUCCUCCCUGUUUUUUUCUCCUCCCUUCUCUCCCUUUCUCCCCCUUUCUCCUCUAUCAUCCUCUCUCAAAAACACACUCGUCCUAUUUUAGCAGCUCUGCCUCCUUCCUCCUCCUCCUCCUCUUCUUCCUCUCUUGCCCUCCUCUCUCCUGAGUUUUGACUCCCUCUCUUCCCGCACACACACAAACACACACACAAACACACACACAAACACACACAAACACGCACACACACACUGGAAAAUGAAGCGUGGGUCGAGUGUGUUGCCGCCUCCCUCCGAUGCAGCCAAACGACACACACACGCCGCAAACUCACAACGCACGAGGACGCACGCGGCCGGCGAUGGCGCCCGCUCGCUGAGCUCGCACCGCGCCGAACAGGACGCACACGCCGCGGGUUCGAGUCCCUUCCCGGCAGCCACUUCCCUCUUCAGCCCGGAUGUCGGCACCAAGAUGGCGUCCGACCUCCUCAUCCGGCUGUCAGAGGCCACCCAGAAGGCCCAGAUGCAUCCUGGGAGACUCGCAGAGGCGGAGCCUCAGCGGCGCGACGCCCUGCCGGAGGGGCGCGGCGGGCAGCAGGACGAGCCGGGCCUUGCUCUCUCGCCGGACGGCCCGGGGGCGAGUCCCGAGCCGCCGUCGCUCUCACACACGCCCGACGGAAACGCCGCCACCGACACGCUGGCCUCAGAUCUGCUGAGGAAACUGGCAGAGCGUCAGGAAGUGAGCGUCCAUGCGGUGAAGGUCAAAGAAGAAGAAGAGCCGAUGCAAGUCGACACAUUGGUGACCUCUGACCUCGCUCGAGAUCGAAAGGAGACCUCCCUAAAGACGGCGGGCCACCGCGUCUUCAGCAUUAAAGCGGAAGACCAGGCUGUUAAUGGCAUAAAGGGGGCGGAGCAGCUUCACCCCAGAGACAAGAUGGCGGACGGGCGCCUUCGUUGGCCCGGACCAAAGACGCCUCACGGCGUCGUCUCCGGGCCCAACGGCCUACAGUUCCGGGUGAAGGUGGAGGAUCGUGGCGUCUCUGGAACCAAGAUGGAGGACCAGCUUCUCUUUCAAGCCAAAAUCGCAGAGCGACCUUUCUCCGCCGCCAACGCCAGCAACAAGUUGCUCUCUGGGGUCAAGGAGGAGCCCGCUGCCGCGAGGCUGGACCGCGCCUCCUCGGGAGCGAAGGCGGAGGACCAGUUCCCCCCCGGAGCCAAGAUGGCCGACCAGUGCCUGAGGGCCGCGCUGUGGCAGGACAUGUCGGUGAACCUGGCGUCCACGCUGCUGCACCAGCUCUCAGAGCGAGUCAGCAAAGCCAACACGCGGCCGGAGGCGAGGACGCCGCCGCCGCCGCUGCCGCCGCCCGCCACAAGCAGCCCUGUACUGAAGGCGACUGUGGACGCACUCUGCUCCUCCCAAGACCCUCCUCAUGAAACGGAAAGCAGCCUCGGCGGGGAUCGGCCCACCGGCUGCUCCUACUUCUACAGGUGUCACGUGUGCGGCUUUGAGACGGACGGCCGCGGCCUUUUCCAGAGUCACAUGACGGACCACCGGCGAUGGGAGCGCGGCUCCUUCUCGCUGCGCUGCUGCGUGUGCGACCACUCGACCAAUCAGGAGGCAGAGAUGAGGGCUCACGCCGUCACGCACACGCAGAGGAACACGGGAGCCGACGGAGCGCCGAGAUGCCCCGUCACCUCUCCCGCCGCCUCCGGCAGCACACCGUCAGUUGCCGUGGCAACCCAGUUAGAGAACAGCACCUCGGAGCAUCGCUGCCGCAUCUGCCAGAGGUCGUUUCCAGGGCAACAGGAGCUGCAGGUCCACUUCCAGGGUCAUCGCCACGGCAACCAGUACCGGUGCGACCGGUGCGGCCACCUGACGCGGACAGCCAACAAGCUGGUGGAGCACGUGCGCGUGCACACGGGGGAGCGCCCGUUCACCUGCGACCUUUGCCCCUACAGCGCCAAGAGGCGGGACAGUCUGCGCCUCCACUGCAAGGUCAAACACCCCGGCGACGUGCACACGCACCGGUCGUACGUGCACAGAGACAACCAGCGCUCCAACAAACACGUGCAGCGGCUGCACACACCGGCGAACACACACACCGCUGCAGCCUCCGCCCUCCCUCCUCUCCAUCCCUCGCUCUGUGACCGGGCAGGGUGGAGGGAUCUGUCUCCUCUCCUCCCCAUCACCACGCUCAUCUCUCUGAAGCCACGCCCCCUUUCCUCCUCCUCCUCCUCCUCCUCCUCCUCCUCCGCCUCCUCCGCCAAACACUCCUUCCUCGGUUACCUCGGUCUGACGACUCCUUUGUAAAUGCUUUUUUUCUAUUCCUUCCCUCCUCACCUCCUCUCCUUUCCUCUCUCCUCUUCUUCUUCUCUACUCGGUCCCUCUUCCUCUCCUCUCAUUUCCU